Messenger RNA from Acanthosepion pharaonis, 930 nucleotides. The record is from the annotation of a GenBank genome assembly. NCBI's taxonomy places the organism in Eukaryota, Metazoa, Mollusca, Cephalopoda, Sepiida, Sepiidae.
AUGUCUCUUAUUUUGAUUAAUAAAAAUUCUUCUGAAUGUGGCCAUAACCAAUUGAUUGAUUUGUACGUUCCUGGCGACAGGUUGAGAUCAAGGAUGAUCUCUGUAACCAGGAGUUGGAAACGUGAUGUGGAGUUCUGGAAGGUCACCUGUGUCAUUGUCCUCUACUGGAUAGUGUCAUUGUCUCUCAUCUUUGUCAACAAACACAUUCUCAGUGGCAGCUUUGGCAACUAUGACUUGUCAAUAUUUGUCGCUUGGUACCAAUGCUGUACAGGUUCCAUUGUCAUCUUUGUAUCCGGCCUCCUCUUCAACUCCAUGAAAUGGUCGUUCCAGAUCCCUUCCGUGAGUGCCCGGACACUUCUUGAACAGGACAUCCUUAUCCUCUCCUACACGUUUGUCGGCGGAUUGACAUUGAAUAAUUUAAUGUUGAAGCAUAUCAGUGUUGCCUUCUAUCAAGUAGCACGUUCUUUCACGCUCGUCUUUACUGUGAUGCUUUCGGUUUACAUUCUCAGCAAGCCAUUCACAAAGAAGGUUCUUGUCUGUUGUUGCUUAGUCAUUGGGGGAUUUUCCCUCAGUGUCAAAGAGGAGGAUGUGUCUGGAACUUUGUCUCUAUGGGGCAUCCUUUAUGGAAUAGUAGCAAGUUUUUUUAUUGCCCUCUGUGGAAUCUAUCUAAAAAAAGUCGGGAAGGAUAAAAGAAAAUAUACCAUAUGUGAGGCAGUAAUUGGCUCGGAUUUCUUUCUCUUGUUUUCUUUUUUUUUUCCUCUUGUUUUCUUCUUUUCUUUUUUUUUUCCUCUUGUUUUUUCUUUUCUUUUUUUUUUUCCUCUUGUUUUCUUCUUUUCUUUUUUUUUUUUUCCUCUUGUUUUCUUCUUUUCUUUUUUUUUUUUUUCUCUCUGCAAACAGUGCAUAGGUCACACUCUUUUUGGGGAUAUGUGA